Antrostomus carolinensis (chuck-will's-widow) is the source of this 528-nucleotide messenger RNA. RefSeq names its product T cell receptor associated transmembrane adaptor 1 (gene TRAT1). Gene Ontology annotation, biological process: negative regulation of receptor recycling; positive regulation of T cell receptor signaling pathway. Lineage: Eukaryota; Metazoa; Chordata; Aves; Caprimulgiformes; Caprimulgidae. The coding region runs from base 1 to 528 and encodes 175 amino acids. The record is from RefSeq and is a predicted model, not a curated record. Gene Ontology annotation, cellular component: T cell receptor complex. The transcript has 6 exons.
AUGGACUGCCAUUUUUCUGUCUGGGGAGUUUUGGCCUUUCUGAGUUUGGCUCUGGUUAUUUCGUUGAUACUGAACAUUUCACACUAUAUGAAAAAGAAGCAAGAGGCUAAAAUGUAUAAAGAUUAUGAAGACAACAGUCCAAGCUAUGACUGUUAUACAGAAGAUGACCCAGUUUAUGGCAAUCUCAAUCAAGAUAUUUUAGAGGAAUGUUGUUACGAGCAGAUGAAGUCCCAGACUCAAAGGCCAGUUAACCAACUACAGGUGGAGUCUGCCAAUCAGAUGUGUUACGCCUCGCUUGAUCACAGCGUCAAGGGAAAACGCAGAAAACCAAGGAGAAAGAAAGACCCUUCAUCAGAGGAGGAUGAAGAAGAAAGAUCAUCUAACCCCACCAUAACAGCUUCCAAAGUUAGCAUUUACCUCAAUAGCGAGCAGCUGGCUGCAGAAAACACAGCAAACAUAGAAGCCAUUCACGAUGAUCCCAUCAGAUUAAUGGGUUUGAUUCAUACUACAAAAGGAGAGAACGUUUGA